CAAAAACAUAAUUUAGGGAUGUUGUCACUAUUUGUCAAAUUUUUUUAGCAGUAAACGAAAAGAAUAUUUUUUUAAACAUGCCAAAGAAAAAAUGUUGUAAUCGUAAGAAGAAAAAAGUAUUUAUACCAGUAAAAACAUUUCGAUAUCUACCAGGUUCAGUGUCCAAUGAAGUAAAUUAUGACGAUUUACAUACUUAUAAUUGUCAUCGUUAUCGAGUACUAAUGUGUCACGAAGUUGUUGAUACAAAACCUUUUAGUAUAAAUCCUUUUCGUAUGUUGCCGAGACGUAAAAUGGUCGAAGAUCUGUUUCAGUCGGAGUCAAUAGAUAAGAAAAAUAAGCACCUUUUAUAUAAAAUUAAUUUUAUUAAUCGAAAUGGUGGAUGGGUCGACUGUUACAAUCCUUGGGCUUAUUGGAGAAAAAAUGAUUGGCUAAGUUAUGAACAAAAGAUGAAAAGUUAUGAAAAAGAGAAUAAAAUAAUACACAAGACAAUACUAAAUUCAGAGUCUCAUUACUCAAAAACGGAAAUGGACAAAAGAUGGAAAAGAGUUAUGUUUAACUUUUCGCAUAGUUCUAAAUUUCCUCUAGUUAUUACAUUAAAGGUAGACCAUGAUGCGAUAUUAAGGUCUCAACCAUCUAUUAGUGAAGGUCUAUGCGUAUGUACUUCAGAAUGUCUUAGAACAAACCGACCAAAGUGUUUUUUGGAGUUUAGUGUUAAAGACGGAGAAUAUUUAGGUAAAAUAAUUAUUGAAUUAUAUUUUGACUUCGUUCCGGUUACUGUACAAAACUUUAUGGAAAUAUGUGAAGGACAAAAAUUGACAUAUAAGGAUUGCUUGGUACAUCGAAUAGUCAGGGGUCAGUACAUGGAGUCGGGAGAUAUUACACUUGGUACUGGUCGAGGUGGUACUUCCAUAUAUGGUAAAACAUUUUCGGAGGAAAAUCAUCUCUUAAAACAUUCUAAAGCAGGUGUGCUCUCUAUGAAACGAUUACCUCCCACGGAUAAUAAUUCCCAAUUUAUCAUAACUUUUGCAAAAAUGGAGCAAAUGGAUCAUAAAAAUGUGGUAUUUGGAAAGAUCAUUAAGGGAUAUGCGAAUUUACUGAAAGUUCAAGACUAUGGGCGUAAAAUAGGAAAACCAUACGUUGAUAUUAUUAUCAGUAAUUGCGGAUUAGUAAAUACAUGAAUUUUAGAUCAAUUUAUGUUGCUACAUAUGAAAAUAGAGAUAUCAUAAAUUGGAUUACGAAAUAAAAAAAGUAAUAAAAGUUUG
This is a messenger RNA of Diabrotica balteata, 1262 nucleotides long. The record is from the annotation of a GenBank genome assembly. Lineage: Eukaryota; Metazoa; Arthropoda; Insecta; Coleoptera; Chrysomelidae.